UGCGUGUGCAUAUUUUAUCUCCACAAUCAGCUGCAGACGCUUUCUUUGAAUGUGUUAAAAUGCUAGGAUACGCUGUGAGUCUUAUGACAGCUUUAUUUUGCACUUCCGCUGCUUGCAAAGGAUUGGAUACUAUACAGGAUUUAUCCACAGACGAUUUUCGUUGCCUAAAAAACAAUGGUUUUACAUUCUAUGUCGGUAGAGUGUGGAGGAGUGUAGGAAAUUACGAUACGAAGGGCAUGCAGAACAUGAAGAAUGCGCAUAAAGCUGGUUUAAGAGUCAGCGCCUACAUUUUUCCUUGUUUAGCAGAACAUUGUGCGCCUCCGCAAAAUCAGGUUGAGGCUGCCAUAAACCGUAUGAGAUCAGAGGGCGUUCCAUUUGAUACGGUAUUUCUGGACAUAGAGAAAUUCGACUGGUCAAAUGAUUUAGGAGCGAAUCGGAAUACCAUCAAUGCUAUGGGCAACAAAUUAGAGGAAAUGGGUGUCGACUGGGGGAUCUACACAAACAAAAAUAAUUGGAAGAGUAUCGUCGGUUUAGAAUAUGAUCAGUGGAAACACAAAAAACUCUGGUGGGUCUACUGGGGAGCGAACGAUGGAACACGAAAAAGCGAUUUCACGCCUUUUGCUGGAUGGUCGAACUUUUACAUACAACAAUAUGCGGGAGAUGUCAAUGGACCUUGCGGAGUUAAUCUUGAUCUUGAUUACAUCGAACCUAAAUAAGAACUGAAUUUGAAGCUCCUUGCGGCAUUAUUACAAGCUUGUUGCCAAGAAUACUGAAUCUCAAAUUGAACAAAUUCACUCAAAUUUUCGUACAAAUUAAAACGGGUUCAGAAUUCUCUUUCUGCGAAUGUUUGACUACAUUCUAUAGUUUUCUAUGACGAGGGUAGAGCCAACGCCAAUUUGAC
Messenger RNA from Cylicocyclus nassatus, 901 nucleotides. NCBI's taxonomy places the organism in Eukaryota, Metazoa, Nematoda, Chromadorea, Rhabditida, Strongylidae. The record is from the annotation of a GenBank genome assembly.